UUACAGAUUGCUUCUCUUCUCUCCUUGCUUCCUUGCUCUCAUUACGCGGUAGCACAAAUCAAAGACAUGGCUGCGUCCUACAUCCUCCUCCUCUCUGCUCUCCUUGCUUUGGCUGCCUCUCCAGCCAUGGCUGGGGAUCCCAGUGCCCUCCAAGACUUUUGUGUCGCGGACAACACAUCCGAUGUGUUUGUGAACGGAUUAGCCUGCAAGGAUCCAAAGCUCGUCAAAGUCGAAGACUUCUUCUUCUCCGGUCUCGACAAGCCUCGCAACACCACCAACAAAGUCGGCUCCAACGUGACGCUCGUAAACGUGAACCGAAUUCCCGGCCUCAACACCCUCGGCAUCUCCAUGGCCCGAGUGGAUUUCGCACCUUACGGCCUUAACCCUCCUCACAUCCAUCCCCGGGCGACGGAGAUCCUGACGGUGUUGGAAGGCUCGCUCUACGUCGGAUUCGUCACCUCCAACCCCGACAACAAGCUCUUCACCAAAAUGCUCACCAAGGGUGAUGUGUUUGUGUUCCCCCAGGGCCUGAUCCACUUCCAAUUCAACCAUGGCACCAAGAACGCCGUCGCGCUUGCGGCUCUCAGCAGCCAAAACCCCGGGCUGAUCACCAUCGCCAAUGCUGUCUUCGGAUCCAAACCUGCCAUCUCGGACGAUGUCCUCGCUAAGGCAUUUCAGGUGGACGAGAAGACCGUACAUCGGAUCCAGGCACAAUUCUAGGAACACAAACUAGCCAGACAUCUGCUGCAUGCUGCAUACUGCUACUUAUCCUCGUUCUUUAUUCUUCAUUCAUUUAUUUGUCGUGUGCUUGAUUUUUCCGCUAAAUAAAUUUCGAUAAAGUUUUUUUGUUCUCAUAGCAAUAAAUGCUCAACAAUUUGUUGAA
Molecule: messenger RNA, 883 nt
Organism: Musa acuminata subsp. malaccensis (wild Malaysian banana)
Lineage: Eukaryota; Viridiplantae; Streptophyta; Magnoliopsida; Zingiberales; Musaceae
Product: putative germin-like protein 2-1
Cellular component (GO): cell wall
Molecular function (GO): manganese ion binding
Source: RefSeq, a predicted model, not a curated record